AUGUCGACGACCCACCACGCGCCAGGAGUGGAUGGCGACGGCCACGGUCAGGUUUCGCCGCCUGACAGCAAUGCGUCUCCGAAGCCCGAGAACGAGAAACACAUCGACGAGGCGCAUGGCGGCGGCGUCGACGCCGAGGAGGUGGCCAUGUCCCACCACGAAUACCGCCACAUUAUCCGCAAGCUCGACUGGGCUAUCAUCCCCUACUGCUCGCUGUUGUACCUGCUGUCCUUCCUCGACAGAGUCAACAUCGGCCAGGCUGCUGUCGCCGGGCUCAAAGGCGACUUGGGCAUCGUACAGGGCAAUGCCUACGCUAUUUCUCUCAGCGUCUUCUUCAUUGGCUACAUCGUCGUCGAGGUGCCGUCCAACCUGAUCCUGAAGGCGGUGAAGCCGCACCGCUGGAUCCCCAUUAUUAUGGUCGCCUGGGGUAUCAUCAUGACCCUCAUGGGCCUUGUGACGUCUGCUGGGGGCCUCCAAGCCGCACGAUUUUUUCUUGGGAUUGCCGAGGGCGGCCUGUUUCCUGGCAUCAACUUCAUGUUAACCUGCUGGUACGCUCGAAAGCAGCAAGCUUUGCGCGUCGGCAUCUUCUUCUCGGGCGCCACGCUGGCCGGUGCUUUCGGCGGUGUCCUCGCGUAUGGUCUCAAGUACAUUCCAUUUCCGUCGUGGGAGUCAUUUGGCGAUCUACCCAGUCAAAAGUUGGUGCCAACUCCAGGUGGAUGGAGAUGGAUCUUCAUCAUUGAAGGUCUUGUUACCUUGAUAGCGGCGAUACCGGGCUGGUGGCUGCUGGUAGACUUCCCAGCAGACGACAACAAGAUCCUGACCCCAGAAGAGACGAAGAAGUGGAACCACUUCCUGGCAAAGAGUCAGGGUGUAACCAACGCCAAUGUGCCCUUUUCGUGGGGUCAAGUUCGCACUGCAUUCGCCGACUAUCGCACCUAUAUGUACGCCAUCAUGUAUAUCUCCAUCGCUGAACCCCUGUACAGCCUGGCACUGUUCACGCCCACCAUCAUCGCCGACCUCGACUUCUCAGGCGCUUCAGCCAACCUGCUCUCAGUCCCACCGUACGUGCUUGGCUUCAUCACAACCAUGGCCUCGGCUUUUCUAGCGGAUCGAUUCAUUAUGCGAGGACCAUUCAUUCUCUUCUGGUCUUGCUUCGUCAUUGUGGGUUACGGCAUCCUGAUCUCCGACGUGUCAGCCGGCGUCAAGUACUUCGCCAUUUUCCUUACCGUUGCUGGCGUCUCGCCCAACAUUGCCCUAGCCAUCAGCUACGUCGGUGCAAAUUUUGGUCCGUUGUACGUCCGUGCGACCGUCAUGGGCUUCUUCUUCACGAUCGGCAACUCAGCCGGUCUCAUUUCCUCCAACAUCUACCCCACACCCGAAGCCCCCCGCUUCAUCAAAGGCCACGCCAUCAACCUGGGCUUCGCAGGCCUGACCUUCAUCAUGACAUCCCUCAUCAUGUUUGUGAAUUGGCGCGACAACCGCGCCCGUGACGCCAUCUCUUUCGCGCAUCCGGACGGCCGUGACGUUGAUCCCGCGCGUCUGGACGAGGAGCACGAGAAGGCUCGUUGGGGAUAUCAGAGCUUGUCAAGGGAUGAGCUCUUGAGGCUGGGCGAUAAGCAUAAGGGGUUCAGAUAUGUCAUCUGA
Cyphellophora europaea CBS 101466 is the source of this 1644-nucleotide messenger RNA. RefSeq lists its product as uncharacterized. Gene Ontology annotation, biological process: transmembrane transport. Gene Ontology annotation, cellular component: membrane. The coding region runs from base 1 to 1644 and encodes 547 amino acids. The record is from RefSeq and is a predicted model, not a curated record. Gene Ontology annotation, molecular function: transmembrane transporter activity. The transcript is spliced from 3 exons. NCBI's taxonomy places the organism in Eukaryota, Fungi, Ascomycota, Eurotiomycetes, Chaetothyriales, Cyphellophoraceae.